Trichoderma harzianum CBS 226.95 is the source of this 615-nucleotide messenger RNA. RefSeq lists its product as hypothetical. NCBI's taxonomy places the organism in Eukaryota, Fungi, Ascomycota, Sordariomycetes, Hypocreales, Hypocreaceae. The transcript is spliced from 3 exons. The record is from RefSeq and is a predicted model, not a curated record. Bases 1 to 615 code for a protein of 204 amino acids.
AUGGAUGCUCCUCCGCCCAUCGUCAUCGGCCUCGAUGGCCUUAUCAAGCACUCUCUCCCACGCAUCGCCAAGUUUCGCAGCGCCGCAGCCGCCAUGACAAAUUUUGGACGGCUAUCACCGCUUCUGAAGCGCCUUCAAGUCAGCGUUCUGCUUCUUGGUACCAUAUACCGAAAGAUUUCGCAAAACGAUACGAUGCCAGGAUCCGAUCUAUGUGUCGGUAUCUGUCAUGAUAGCCUUGCGCAAACUCAAGGCAUGAUGGAGGCUGUGAUGCGAGCAGACGACGACAAUGCGUACAAUGUCGGCAGAGGGGUAUUGGUUGAGAGACUGCCUGAAGAGAUUGACUCUUUUAUUACUUCUGUGGAGCUUUUGAGAAGCACAUAUCGGGAAGCGCAAUACGAAUUUAUACUCCAGUCUAUGAAAGAGCUUACUGAACUAAGGCGCGACUACUCCGAGCAUUUGAAACAGUAUGAACGGACAACGGGCUCGGAGAAUGGAACGAAUGUGACUGAGCCUGAAACAGCAUCACCGCCUGGUUCCUCAGAGCGAAAGUCUGGGGAAGAAAAGACAAAACGUGUAGAGGAUACGGCUAUUGAAACCUCAGUACCGGUCCAAUAG